Molecule: messenger RNA, 240 nt
Organism: Durusdinium trenchii
Lineage: Eukaryota; Dinophyceae; Suessiales; Symbiodiniaceae
Source: the annotation of a GenBank genome assembly
AUGUUUGAGGCUAUGAGACUGUCGACACAUGUUCUGAGUAGCCCGUGCACAAUCACGAGUUCAGAGAUGUCCGAUGUGGGCACUUGCACGCUCUGCGACAGUUCUACGCCCUCAACCUGUCAGAUACAUCCGAUCACCACUGCGCGGCUUUCGGUAAACUUCAAGCACCGCCACCUGGACGAGAACAUCACAGGUUCAGUAUGGUGCGCAGAUCCAGAUACGAGUCGUGUAGACGUGUAG